AUGUCGGACUAUCUACCUUCUCCUAUGCUCGAGGCCUGUGUGGUGGUGGGAGCAUCCAGUGAAAAACUACAGGAGGUCUGCCAGGCUGUGGAUGGAAGUCAGGAAGACAUCCUUUUGGAGCCAGAGGUCCUCUAUGUCCAAGCGCCUCCCUUUGUCAGUAGGCCUCAAACUGCGAGCAAAGCAGUGAGGUCACAUAGAAGGAAACAUCGUUCCUUACUGAGGAAGAAGGGGAAGCGAUCCCCGUCUGUUGCAAUGGCCACUCAAGCCCAUCACAAUUGUCCAGGUAAAGAGGCGACAGACGGGAGAAAAGGCAGUGACGACAUCACUGUUCCCAAAGAUAUUGACCUCACAGCAUUGCCUCAACUUUGCUUCCCUGGCGGCCUCCAAGUAACCAAUGUAAAGCUGGAGGAACAGUUCCACUUCCUGGUUUUCACUGAUGUCUUUGGCAACAAAUCCCACGGAGUAGUAAUGCAGUGUUCUCAUCCCAUCCAGGAGUUGAGGUCCUCAUGUCAGAAUGGAGCUGGCUCAAAGAUUUACUGUGCUUACAGUUUCUGUGUGAUAUCCAAGUAUCCAUACUUUACGGCCCUGAAAGACUGUCUGUCAUGUCUUCUGACAGAGCUCCAAGAUGGUUGUUUUUUGGACAUUGAGGAGAAGGUCAAGGAGUUUACAGCCAAAUUGACCCUGGUGCCGAUUCCUCCUCCUGGACAACUUCACUUGGUGUUUACCUUGCAUCCUUUGACCAUCGAAUUGCCAUCAAGAGAGGAUAAAGAUUACCCAGCCGUAGAUUUAGACCUUCAUCUACCUUUCCUCUGCUUCCGGCCACGUCCCCUCCUGCAGGUGUUAUCUUGCCUCCUCCAAGAGCAAAGGGUAGUGCUUUUUUCCGCCAACUGGGCCCACUUGACACUAGUAGCAGAAAGCUUGUUGCUGUUUUUGCAGCCUUUGACAUGGCAGCAUCCUUAUGUGCCAGUCCUGGCCAGUGGCAUGUUGGAUUUCCUCAUGGCACCGACUUCCUUCCUCAUGGGUUGUCACCUCAGCCAUUUUGAAGAAGUUGCAGCAGAGACAGAUGAUCUAAUACUCAUCAACAUUGAUAAUGGAAGUGUGUCAACUUCAUGUUCGGAAACUGUUGACCUACCCGAGAUACCCCUACUUGCUGCAAACUGCUUUACACAAAGGUGUCAAUCCCUGCGGAUCCAUUUUGACUUGGACCAGUGCAAGCGUGCAAGCUGCACUGAUAUUGAGCAUCAGCGUGUUCAGAGACGAGCGUGGCGCCGCAAUCUAAACCUUGACAUCCAGAGACUCACCACUGAGCUCAUUGUCAACAUAUUCAGGGAUGUUAGCAGCCACUUGAACUAUGAACACCGUGUUUUUAACAGUGAAGAGUUCCUGAAAAGCAGAGAACCUACAGAACAACUUUUCUACAAGAAUGUUUUGGAGACGCACAUCUUCCAUUCUUUCCUCAGAGACCGUCUCAACAGAAAGAUGGACAAUUUUGCUCGCAUGGAAAUCAGCACUCGAUCAGAGAUGCAAAAGAUGAAGGCAUCAGUGGAAAGCCCACGAAGGCCCACCAUGCAGGAGAUUCAAGCUCGUAGAAAGAGCUCCCUCCCCGAGUUUAAGCUGUUUACUAGACAAGGAAUGAGCCUUCCCAACCUGGGAGAUCAAGACCAAACCAUGAACUUUCAAAGAAGUUCCUUACUCACCAGAAUCAUCAUGUGCGAACCUGUACAAAGUAGGUCUCAUAAGCCUAUAAAUAUAUUCAAGCUCCCAGAAUUCCCAGAAUCUGUGUCCUUCCAUGCUGUUCAAACUUACUACGCUGAGCUGAUUCAUCUUCUUAGCAAAGCGAUCGACUCAGUCAAAAAUGACGACUCGACUCUUCUAGCCAGAUACUAUUACCUGCGUGGUUUUACUAAUCUGCUCUGCUCACGACGUCUCAACGCUCUGGGCGACUUCCAUACGCUCUACAAGACAGACACAGCCAUCUUCCCCACACAAAUGGUUACAUGGCUGGUGGACUCACUCAUACAGGAAGAACAGCAGCAAGCCAACAGAUGGCCUGAGCUCAAAAGACUCAUCCACAAGUUUAAGAUGAAAAAUGAAAAACCAUCAUCACAACUUGAUGAUGACGUAAAGAAGUUUGAGCUCCCCCGGAAACAUCUUGAUCAAGAAAACUUUGUGCGUUGCAUCCAAGAGGCUGGGAUCGUUAAGGACGUUGCAACCAUACAUCGCUUAUUCGAUGCUCUCACGGGUGGUGAGUCAAAGCAAGUGGACGCGGAGCUCUUCAAAGCGUUCUACACCUUCUGGAAGGAAACUGAGGCCGAUGCUCAAGAUGUCAACCUUCCCACUGAAGUAAUUGAUCACUUGGACCACAGCGAGUGUGUCUACAAGUUAUCGUCCUGCGUCAGGACCUCUCAUGGCGUGGGUAAAAUCGCCAUGACCCAGAAGCGUCUCUUCUUACUUCCAGAGGGUCAACCAGGCUUCCUAGAAAUUGCAACGUUUAGAGACAUAAAGGAGGUAAAGAUUGCAUCGGCUCCUUUUCUCCUGGUACGUAUUCCUUCUCUACGCAUCCGGACUUCUGGUAGGCCGGAGCUGUUUGAGGCCAACCUAAAGACUGAGACCGAUCUCUGGAAUCUAGUGGUCAAGGAAAUGUGCGCUGGACGUAAAAUGGCUGAUCAACACAAGGACCCUCAAUACAUGACCCAGGCCUUGACUAAUGUGCUGCUGAUGGAUGCUGUGGUGGGCUGUCUGCAUAACCAAAGCUCCAUCAAUGCUGCCUCAAAGCUGACCUAUUUUGAUAACAUCAAAAAUGAAGUGCCAAUGAUGGUGCCUAAAACUACAUCCGAGACACUAAAACACAAAAUUUACCCAUCAUCGGACCUAUCAGAGCCACAGACUGUUCAUGUGCUGCUCUACACUCCAGGUCAGCUGACAUGUGAUGACUCCAACGAUGAAAUGAAUCCCAAGUUGUGGGUGGCCCUCAGUGCAGGCAGAGUUGUUGUAUUUGAUGCCGCUAGCUGGUCCAUGCUCCAGGACUCCAUCUAUCUUGGUGAAUCUCAGAUAAAUUGUAUGCUAGGGUUGGUCCACGACCAGGUUUGGAUUGGCUCCCAAGAUUCAGUCAUCUACAUCAUCGACACUCACAAACUGUCCUGUAACAAACAGUUAACUGAACACAGACAUGAGGUGACUGGACUCGCGCUAGAUGCAGGAGAUCAUUACAGCAGUUCCGACAUGUACUCGUGCAGCUCUGAUGGCACAAUCCUGCAGUGGGAUUCGUCUAGCCUGAAGGUGAAGAGACAAUUUUACGUCAACUGUACGAGUCUCUCCUCUAUACAAAUCCAUGGCGAUACACUGUGGUGCUGUUGCGAUGACAGCAUUGUGGAGCUAAAAAAUAGCGGGAUGCCACAAAGACGGCUACAGCUGCCUGAGCACUUACGAGUUACAACAAGUAGAUUCAGCAGCUUUAUUGUCAUCCCAGAGCGAGGUGAGCUUUGGACAGGCUUGGCUGACUCAGGUGAUCUCUAUGUGUGGUUUGCUGAUGGCCAUAAAGCUGCUUUCAAGAAGAUCUCCCUUACUGGCUCCAUAGGGGUAACUUGCAUGAUCCGAGUCAAAGACCAGAUCUGGGUGGGUUGCCAUGGUAAGAGUGGUGUGGGAGGUCAUAGUGACGGUCAGCUGAAAGGCCAGCUGGUCAUUGUGCACCCACAGACUUUAACAGUGGCAAAGGAGCUGCAGGCCCAUUCGGACAGCAUCCAGACACUCUGCUCUGCCGAGGACCGCUACGUCCUGAGCGGAUCUGCGCAGCGUGACGGCAAAAUUGCAAUCUGGAAAGUAGAGUAG
Messenger RNA from Nerophis lumbriciformis (worm pipefish), 3828 nucleotides. The record is from RefSeq and is a predicted model, not a curated record. NCBI's taxonomy places the organism in Eukaryota, Metazoa, Chordata, Actinopteri, Syngnathiformes, Syngnathidae.